Messenger RNA from Ectocarpus siliculosus, 4248 nucleotides. Lineage: Eukaryota; Phaeophyceae; Ectocarpales; Ectocarpaceae. The record is from the annotation of a GenBank genome assembly.
AUGGGGGGUCCUUCCCGCAACAACGAUCCUAACUGGACGCCCCAACUGUCGGCGUUUACCUCCGGCGAUGCCCACAACGGCUGCCGCGCCCUCUUUAACGGCACGGCGGGGUGGGCUUACUUCGGACCCGCGGGAGAGAUCGAUGAAGGCGCCCUGCCCGCCGGCACCGUCUCCUACCCCUACAACGUGAAGGGGGACAAGAGCGGGUUGUUCGGCGUGACCGCAAGCGGCAGCGGCGGCGGCGGCGGCGGCGGUGGCGGUGGCGCUAGCCAGGCGGCUAAGAAGCCAGGCGAUGAUUUGAACAGGAAGAGCAACGAAAUGCGAGGUGUUUACUUCGACGCUAAGGAUCUGGCACACCUCGUGCGCGGCUGGGCGGGGGAUGACGGGGAUGAUGGUGAUGAUGAUGAUGCCGUGCAGUACGGUGGCGGCUGUUCCGAGCGGGGCGGCGGCGGAGAGGAGGAGGAGGGGAGGCCCAGGAAGGGCCGUCCGAUCGUGCUCACCCUCCAGGCCAUCCUCGCCGCUACUACUCCCACUGCCGCCGCAGCGGUAGUCGCCGCCGACGCCGUCGCCGCUUUCCCGUUGAACGCCAAAGCGGCGGCAGCAGCAGCAGCAGAAGAAGAAACCGCCACGGACAAGGACGGCAACAACUACACAGGGGCGGCGGCCGCUAUGCCAGCGGCGGCGGCGGCGGUGGCGGGGGUCACCGCCGCCGACAACAACGCCCAGUUCCCCCCGCUCAUGCUGCGGGACGCCUCCGCCGAGAAAGGUCCGGGUCUCUACCUCGCUCCCCCCAUCACCAUGGUAAAAAAGAACGGCCCCGGCCACCCGGCGGAGCAACUCGCCGCCAGCCACGAAGCGGCGGCGGUGGGGACGCAGGGCUGCGCAGUCUCCUGCUCGGAAGCGGCGGCAGCGACUUCCGUCGCCGAAGCCACCGUCUUGGCCGCCGCCGCCGCCGCCGCCGCCGAUGAGACUGCGGCGGACGGGGCAGCAGCAACGGCUGCUACGACAGGAGGAGGAGGCGGCCGGGCGGCUGAUCGCGCGAAGAGCAUGCUCGAGGACGAGGACCCUUACUACGCCAGGAAGAGGGUGGGAGCGUUCGCACACAGGACUAAGCCCCGUGGGAAGGCGCACAAGUGAUCUCUCUCUCUCUCUCUCUUGAGGUUUCCGUGUUAAAGGGUCAAGCCUGCUGGGGCAAGAAGCAAGUGGUCUUGUCGCUCUCUGGGUUUCCUUUCAAUAGUGUUGAAGGAGGACCAAAGGUCGCGGGAAAGCAACGCAUAUGAUCUAUCUCUCUUUUUAGGUUUCCUUCCCUUCGUGUCAAAGGGCCUUUAGAAGCAGUCAACUCUUGGGGGUAAGGGUUAUAUUGGCCAACCAAGCCUGCCAACCGGGACAGGGCUAAUAUUUUAUGUUUACCGUAAGAUGCCCCUCAUCUCCUGGACCGAUUUCCAUGGCUCGAUUAUUCCGCAGCAGGGAAACUGGCAGUGCCGAAAAUGGCGGCGUUGGAAUCAUGUCGUCGAGAGCUUUCCGAAAACGUAUCGUUUGAUUUUGUACAUGUUCGUUGUGGAGUAGUCGAGAUUUGAAAACCGAUGCAGGGGGUGUGGUAACUUGUGUCAUGUCACGGACGGUAGGUUUCCUUGCAAGACAAACGCCUUGCGGCGAACGCACGCAAGUGAAUAUUUUUGCCUCUGUAAAGUCAGAGGGCCGUGUACAUAAAGGGGGUGGGGUUCGGGCAGAAAAGGAGGGGCGGGCGUGGUACUUGAUUAAAUAAAAAGGAAAAAAAGAGUCUGUAAAAACGUGAGAGAAAAAUAUGGGUUGGUAUUGUAAUGUAUGUUCGUCUCCGCGUCACACCGCGGCGGAGAAGAGAAAGACGAAGGGGGUUCGGCGGAAGAGAGAAAAAAACACGGGGAUUAUCGGCGUGUGGCCGAGGGGUUUCCUGGAGAGAGUAAGCUAACUAAUAGCCUGCACUGGGGCCGCGGGGUGCCGCCGGACCUGGCGUGCGUGUUGCGAAGGGAGCAAGUCACCCCCGCUUGUUCCGGGCAUUUUGUUUUUCGUCCGUUGUUUUUUGUCUCGUGGUUUCUACUCUUUCAUCUGGGGUUGGUAGCAUGUAACAGCAGUGUUGACGCUUGCGCGUCUCUGCCCCUAGACAGCAGCAGCAGCAGCAGCAGCAGCAGCAGCAGCAGCAGCAGCAGGCAAACAAGCAAGCAAGUUGAGAAUUUACGGACGAGGGUAUGGCACCAAACAUCCACGGAGGCCGGCGGUGGUGGUGGGGGGUGUUUUUUGGAGUUGUAGUAAGGGGGGCCCGCUGAUUGUAAGUGGGCCAAGCGGUGUUGCAAAGGAGCCCCGCGGAUUGUUUUCUCGUGAGUGAACGCUGAAUGAUAUACAGCAGUGCAUACGGCGACACAGCAGUCGAACCACGGUCGGUCAAGGACACAAAACACCUGUUUUUUUGCUAAUAAAAGUGUCCUUAAGCCGAGGAAGUGCCAUUAAGGUUGAUACCCCUCCUCAUCUUAUACGUUCUGCGAGCCACCAUGCCUGUGAAAAAAAAGACCUUCUUAACUUAGGAGGUUUCCUUAAAAAUGGUGUCCUUAAGCGAGGCACGACUGUAGUACUGAAAAGUUCAGUGUUGGUUGUGGUGAGCAUGAGCAUUUUUUUGUUUUCCGGGUUGUUGCUGUACGGCUCUCGAGGGAUGCGCUAUUUAUUAUUUGUUGCCUGCUGUGGUUGUGUUGCGUUAAUGUUGGUUUUGUUGGCAUCUCGUGCGAGACCGACCACCGCGUGGAGUGUAUUACAUGCAUGCGUUGCAGCACCCCACUCGGUUGCAGCUUUUGUUCUCUUGUCUCUCUCUUUUUUUUUCGGUGUUUUUUUUUCCUGUCCGUGGAAAAAAACCGUUUUUUUUAGGGGCCAGCCAACAACAAUGUGCUGUAGCUUGACUGCUCACACGCCUUCAUUCAGAUAUUCCACCGAUACAAGUUUUGGCAGCUUUUGCUUGGUUUUGGAGGGUUUUUCCGAAGUUUGUCACGUGCUGUUGAUUAACACGAUCUAUCACUCGGCUGCCAUUCAUUACUGUCGCCAAAAUGUUGCAGUUUUGCGUGAUUUGAGGUAGGUACAGAUGGUAGUCGGGUGAGGUAUUUAUUGCAGACCCAGGGAAAGUCUUUCGUGAAGACCCAUGACCCGAGACGACGUUCGUUCGGUUCGGUCAAAGGGCCGAGGAACGAUCGAUUUUUCGCUGAUUUUUUUGUUCCUGUCAGGCAAAUUCGGAUAAUUGUGUUCCUCGUGUCGGCAUAUAAUAUUCAUUCACGCACGGCUAUCGCGUGAUUCGCACAGUCUGCACCAGACCAGUCUCACGAUAAUUUAAGCUCGAAGGAGCAAAUCGCCGCUCUUUGCUGCGUUCGCCUCUCCGUGUUGUUUGGUAGUGAUGCGUGUUGCGUACGGGUGAUGGUUACGAAGACGAUCGUUUCCGUGACAACGUCAGAUCUAACGGCACCCUGGCCCUGUGGUCGGUAGGCUCCGCCCAACCACGUAGUAGUAUAGCUUUCGCUCUUUAUCGUUCAUGUUUUGGUUUGUCGGCAGCAAGAUCGUUGACAGCAGGAAGCAGCAGUGGCAGCAUGGUAUACGGUGCUUGCGUCUCUGUUGUUUUUCUGGUAUACUUGUAGUCACGGACGGGGCUUGACAUUGUUGGGUGUAUUUAUUAUGCAUUGCUCGUGUAUCAAUGCAUGAUUGGUGGCGUAUUUCCGCGUGAUCCUCGCGUUUCAUCACGAGAUGGUGUGCCUCCCUCUCACUCACGCUGCUCCUGCAGCGUGUUGAUGCGGGGGUCGGUGGACGGGGGGGGGCACUCAUAGUCAUUCGUCCAUGCCGCAGUCGUUAGACAAGUGCCCUUGCAUUCCUAAAAAGCCGGGGGGGGGGGGGGGAGUCAUGUGAUGAACAGCUAUUUCUAGUAAGUUUUCUUAUGCAUUCUAGUAAGUUUUCUUAUGCAUUUACAUGAGUCUUGAGCCUCUUAGGCAGGACAAAGAAAGAAAAAGGCCUUCCUUCGAUGGUUAGUCCGGAAAAAAAAAGUUCUUGUGCUGAUUCUUUUUUCCUCGAGUCUCGAGUUUCUCGGAAUAGGCAGAAAGAAAGAAAAAAGCCUUCGAUGGUGUGUGGAAAAAACCUUCUUGUAAUUACUUCUUUCUGGAUUUACCUGAGUCUGUGUUUACGGGAAGACGCAAAAAGCAAGCCUUGGAUGGUUUGGAAAAACAACAAAACAUGUUUGGAGCUCAU